This is a messenger RNA of Amoebophrya sp. A25, 179 nucleotides long. NCBI's taxonomy places the organism in Eukaryota, Dinophyceae, Syndiniales, Amoebophryaceae. The record is from the annotation of a GenBank genome assembly.
UAGCACCAGGACUGAAGACAUGAUCAAGAAGUGGUCCUCUACUCUGGAGGAACCUUCUUACGAAACACUAAGUAGAAGACUUCAACUUCUUUCCGCCCGAGAUGAAGAUGUUCUGGCGCAAGAUCAAGCGGAGCGGAUCUAUCCUGGCAAAUUGCUAGGCGUUCUGGGUAGAAAUGCGG